This is a messenger RNA of Perognathus longimembris pacificus (Pacific pocket mouse), 1001 nucleotides long. It is a transcript of the gene Rps2, whose product is annotated as ribosomal protein S2. Gene Ontology annotation, molecular function: RNA binding; structural constituent of ribosome. Lineage: Eukaryota; Metazoa; Chordata; Mammalia; Rodentia; Heteromyidae. Gene Ontology annotation, biological process: translation. Gene Ontology annotation, cellular component: ribosome; cytosolic small ribosomal subunit. The transcript has 8 exons. The coding region runs from base 83 to 964 and encodes 293 amino acids. The record is from RefSeq and is a predicted model, not a curated record.
AGCGCGAUCUCGCGGUAUUUGGCGGACUAUAAAUACUCCCUCCUCUGAGGCCUCCCCCUUCUUCUUCUCGGGAAAACACCAAAUGGCGGAUGACGCCGGUGCAGCGGGAGGGCCCGGAGGCCCUGGGGGCCCAGGCUUGGGAGGCCGUGGCGGCUUCCGAGGAGGCUUCGGUAGCGGCCUUCGGGGUCGAGGUCGCGGCCGUGGUAGAGGCCGAGGUCGUGGCCGCGGGGCUCGUGGAGGCAAGGCCGAAGACAAGGAAUGGAUCCCCGUCACCAAACUAGGCCGCCUGGUUAAGGACAUGAAGAUCAAGUCUUUGGAGGAAAUCUAUCUUUUCUCCCUGCCCAUCAAGGAGUCUGAGAUUAUUGACUUUUUCCUGGGGGCGUCCCUCAAGGAUGAGGUGUUGAAGAUCAUGCCCGUGCAGAAGCAGACUCGAGCUGGCCAACGCACCAGGUUCAAGGCAUUUGUAGCCAUUGGUGACUACAAUGGCCAUGUGGGUUUGGGUGUUAAGUGCUCCAAGGAGGUUGCCACUGCCAUCCGAGGAGCCAUCAUCCUGGCAAAGCUCUCCAUUGUCCCUGUGCGGAGAGGCUAUUGGGGGAACAAGAUUGGCAAGCCUCACACUGUACCGUGCAAGGUGACAGGCCGCUGUGGAUCUGUGCUGGUGCGCCUCAUCCCCGCCCCCAGAGGCACUGGGAUUGUUUCAGCUCCUGUCCCCAAGAAGCUGUUGAUGAUGGCUGGUAUUGAUGACUGCUACACCUCAGCCAGGGGCUGUACUGCUACUUUGGGCAACUUUGCCAAGGCUACUUUUGAUGCCAUCUCCAAGACCUACAGUUACCUGACCCCUGAUCUCUGGAAAGAGACCGUGUUCACCAAAUCUCCUUAUCAGGAAUUCACUGACCAUCUUGUGAAAACCCACACCAGAGUCUCCGUGCAGAGGACCCAGGCUCCAGCUGUGGCUACAACAUAGGAUUUUUAUACAAGAACAAUAAAGUGAAUCAAGCCUG